AUGAGACAAACUAUCUACUUGUUAUUGUUGAUUUUAUUCAUUAAUCAAUGUUCAAGUCAAAAGGGUUUUCCAAAACAAUUUCAAGCAACAUUAAAUAUAACUAGUUUACAGUCAUAUCCACUACCAACCCUAGGUUGUCAACAAUUAUUGUAUGAUUACACAAAUUCAAGAGUUCGCUUUGAUAUCAAAGGCUGGUUUAUGAAACAAAAUGAAACUUAUAUGGUUCAAUACAAACCCAAAGGUGCCGAAGCAGAUACACCGCCUUCAAAGGGUUAUACAAUGUUCAACUUCAAUCCCGAUUAUCCAGAACGAACAAAGAACAAUUGUUGGUACAGAACCAAUCCAAUGAAAGACGCAGGCCCAUUUCCAAUUGAAUGGUAUGGUGAUGGUUUAAGUAUCCGUGAAAUUCAACGAUGGUUUCCACUACCGUCGGAUCUAAUCAAUAAGGGCGAAGAAUGGGUACCAGAAAUUCAAGGCUAUGCAGUGAGAUAUGAUUCGCCAGAAAUGUGCGAUUUAAAAAAAUCUGGAAUUGGUCUAGUUCCUUGUUUAAGUUAUUUUGAACAACCUGAUAGACCAGUAAAAAGUAUUGAAGCCCAUGUUGGCCGAGGGGCUUACGAUUACGAUGAAUAUUUAACUACAGUAUAUCUAACAUUUACAAAUGAUAUUACACCAGAAGCCGAACAUUUGUUCGAUUUACCUGCUCAGUGGCCUGCAUACUGUGGCAAUGCGGAUACCGGAUUUAGUGUAGAACCCUUUCGUAAUUUUGUGGUUACUCCUGAUGGUCAAGAUAAUUUAAAGUUAACUUUACAAACACCACCAGUUCAUGCACCUACUGACCGAGUUACAAUUGAAUUUAAAGUACGACCAAAUUAUUUCUACAAUGGCACGCGAUGUGCUGAAUUUAGUAAAGUCGUUUUUGAUAAAACAAAUUGGCAAGUACCACAACAAAUUACCAUGUCAUUUGUUGAUUACGGCUGUUGCUCAUAUGCAAUUACUGCAAAUGGUGGUGGAUACGACUGGCAAUACAUAAUCCCUACAGUUGUUGUCUAUGCCUGUGAUGGAGAAGCCGGUGUAGCUUGCAAAGGCAAAUAUAAAUGUGAGAAAUGA
Molecule: messenger RNA, 1107 nt
Organism: Rotaria sp. Silwood2
Lineage: Eukaryota; Metazoa; Rotifera; Eurotatoria; Philodinida; Philodinidae
Source: the annotation of a GenBank genome assembly